This is a messenger RNA of Rotaria sordida, 738 nucleotides long. Lineage: Eukaryota; Metazoa; Rotifera; Eurotatoria; Philodinida; Philodinidae. The record is from the annotation of a GenBank genome assembly.
AUGGAUGAUUGGAAGGGACAAGUAGUAGCUGGUGGCAAUGGCAAAGGAAAUCGAUUCGAUCAAAUGUAUUCGCCAACCGAUGUGUUGAUCGACAAAGAGAUGGAUAGUCUCAUUAUUUGUGAUGCAGAUAAUCAACGAGUUGUACGAUGGUCUCGUCGUAGUGGUACGACUGAAGGAGAAAUCCUCAUCGACAACAUCUGGUGUCAGGGACUGGCCAUGGAUGAUCAGAGAUAUCUCUACAUCUCUGAUACCGCCAAACAUGAAGUAAGACGAUAUCAAAUAGGAGACAAGAAUGGAACUAUUGUGGCUGGUGGCAAUGGCAAUGGUGAUGAUCUCAAUCAACUCAAUGAGCCGAGAUACAUCUUUGUCGAUCAACAACAGACUGUGUACGUGUCAGACAACUACAAUCAUCGUAUAAUGAAAUGGAAUAAAGAUGCAAAAGAAGGAAUUGUCGUCGCUGGCGGUCAAGGCCGAGGGGAUGCUCUGACGCAAUUGAAUCGUCCUCAAGGACUGUUCGUCGAUACAUUGGGUACCAUCUAUGUGGCAGACUCGUGGAAUAAUCGAGUGAUGCGUUGGCCUAAAGGAGCGAAACAGGGCACUAUCAUUGUGGGUGGAAAUGAUCAAGGAGAAGAAGCAAAUCAGUUCAACGGUCUCCGUGGUUUGUCCUUCGAUCGACAUGGCAAUCUCUAUGUUGUCGAUUCAUGGAAUCAUCGUGUUCAACGCUUUUUAAUUGAAUAG